UCUGCAAAUCUAUUCACAAAAUAUACGGAUGUGGACACAUCAAAAAAAUGAACGUUUGCCUACAUUUUUUAUGAAUCAACGAAGAGGCAGCUGUGUUUAUUAUGCAAAACAGGCUGGUCACUAUAUGUACAACUUUAUCUUGUUUUGCAUUUUGCGAAAAGAAUUACAAUCGCUAGGACUAAGAAACCUUAUGUUUUCUUGGUUUUAAAACAUUACUGUGUCGCCCUGUCUUUAUCUUUGCCUAGUGAAAAUUGCCCAAAAACUCGAGAAGAAAAAUUUUUCGUAGUCGGAGUUGGUUUGGUGGCACUUGGAAUAAACAAAAAAUCGUUUAUCGUUGGAACACCUAAAAUAUUUAUAUAGUAUUUUAGAAAAAAAUACAACAGUAUCCUAGAGGUUUAAUAGGUUUGCUGGUAGAAUCAAGUAUAGCGGAAAUUAUAAUAUGGGGUGAUCAACAUGACAACUCGGUUUUCGCUUAAUAACUCGCUCUUUAUAAUUAGGUGUUAAUUAUUUUCCUUUUUCCAGCCUUUUGCCAAAGAUUUCAAACUUGGUAAAUAAUGGAGGAUGACUUCUUUAACGUACUCGAGGCUAAAAGAGAGUUAAGACAGGGUAUAGUGGGAUGUCAGAAACGUGGUUUAGUGUACAGCGUCAAAUGGUUAGCUGAAAUGUGCCACGGCUUUGCGGACGUGGAUACUGACGGCGAGGAUGAAAAAGAUAAUUUCGAUAUUAAAAUGCUGGAAGGCAUAGCACCAAAAGAAUAUGAUAAUUAUUUUCUGGCUAAAAGUUACUUUGAUGUACGUGAAUAUAAUAGAGCAAAAGCGACCAAGUCAAGGAAAAAGAAUCGGAAACAAUCAGGAAAUCAAUAACA
Glossina fuscipes is the source of this 865-nucleotide messenger RNA. RefSeq names its product anaphase-promoting complex subunit 8-like. The coding region runs from base 555 to 863 and encodes 102 amino acids. Gene Ontology annotation, molecular function: protein binding. The transcript is spliced from 2 exons. Gene Ontology annotation, cellular component: anaphase-promoting complex. NCBI's taxonomy places the organism in Eukaryota, Metazoa, Arthropoda, Insecta, Diptera, Glossinidae. The record is from RefSeq and is a predicted model, not a curated record.